AUGACAGAAGACCUAGAAGAUAGACUGAAAAUAUCGAUCCCAGAGAAUAACCCAGGAGUUUCAGCGAAAAAGAGCUGGGUGAAGGAGCAUAAAGACAGUUGGAGGAAGAACUCCAGGGAUGAGUCCCACAUUUAUCUGUAUACUGACAGAUCACUUUUGCUCAACCAGGGAAUCUGCAGAGCUGGGUACGGAUUUGCAGCCUUUCACCAUGGCACGGACAUCUUUAAAGGGAAGGGCGGUCUAGGAGCGAGAGUCGAGGUUUACGAUGCAGAGAUGGAAGGCCUUGCCCAAGGCACAGCCCACCUCACCGCAUGGAUCGACAAGAACAUCCCAACCCAUAACAAGCUAACACUAUCCACCUUCUUGUCACGACUGACAAAUCCCGGGGCUCCAUCAGCGGCAAUCAAUGCCGACAGGCGAUUCCGCCGACCCAAACCCAUCCUUACCAGCCCCAACCCGAUGUCUGUUCUAUCGACCAUGCACCGCUUCCGCACCUUCCGCAACCUCUGUCCAUUUCUGGUUGUCCUUGACACCUCUGGUCAGGUCAACACUCCCCUCCGUAUCUUGCUGGCCAUCAUGCUGUCCUUUUGUGACAGCACUGACAGACCACCCUCUGUUGUGGACUCAUCAGCACCAUGCUGA
Molecule: messenger RNA, 642 nt
Organism: Cantharellus anzutake
Lineage: Eukaryota; Fungi; Basidiomycota; Agaricomycetes; Cantharellales; Hydnaceae
Exons: 1
Coding region: 1-642 (213 amino acids)
Source: RefSeq, a predicted model, not a curated record